Messenger RNA from Mytilus trossulus (common blue mussel), 1398 nucleotides. RefSeq names its product phospholipase A and acyltransferase 3-like. Bases 153 to 746 code for a protein of 197 amino acids. Gene Ontology annotation, cellular component: cytoplasm. Gene Ontology annotation, molecular function: A2-type glycerophospholipase activity; glycerophospholipid phospholipase A1 activity. Gene Ontology annotation, biological process: N-acylphosphatidylethanolamine metabolic process. NCBI's taxonomy places the organism in Eukaryota, Metazoa, Mollusca, Bivalvia, Mytilida, Mytilidae. The transcript has 2 exons. The record is from RefSeq and is a predicted model, not a curated record.
UGGAAAAUCCCCGGCGGCAUUACGGAAAAGUCGGUUUUCCAGUCAGUUCCAGUUGAAGUGACAAGGUUGACAUAGUUGUUAUUUACGUGUUAGGUCGUCUGUCGUUAUCAAGAAAACGAAACAAGAAAGAACAUUGUAAUAAUUCAAGUGGUAUGGAAGUUUUGUCCACAAUAGAACGCAAAACUCCCAAUAAAUAUCCAAUAGGAGUUGGUUUGAGACCAUUUGUGAAGCCGGAAUGUUUACAUGCACGUCCAGGUGAUCUGAUAGAGAUAGACCGUACAAUUUUCGCCGAAUGGGGGUUGUAUUUUGGAAAAGGAGAAGUUGUCUUAUUGGGUGGUGACUUAAUGAUAGGAAGAACUUCCUCCACAAAAGUUGUUAAAAGAAAACUAACAGACAUGGGUAACGUUCUUGUGCGCGUGAACAAUAAGAAAGUACCUGCAAAAAAUCGUUCGCUUAUUUCAUUAAAGGCAAAGACGAUCAUUCAAAAUGUGAACAAACUUAUCGGAAAGACAGUUGAAUAUAACAUUUUAAGUAAAAACUCAGAACAUUAUGUAACAGAAUGGAAAUAUGGACAUGGCUGGAGUGAUCAGUCAAGAACAGCACUUCAAUCCAUGACAAUAUUUUCUACGCCACCUUCACCAAAAGAUGCUGGUUUCGCUCAUGAAAAACUAUCAGAAAGUAUAAAGAGUAUCCUACAAACACAGAACUCUAUUGAAGAUCUACAGUCUUCUGGUGCAGGAACUUGAAGUCCAUUCUAUUUUUACUCUAUUGGGAGUUUACUGCCGACACAGAAGUUAUGUGCAGAGAAUGAGAUGUCCGUUCCCAUGGUGAAGAUACCUAAAGAUAGUUUAUCAACACUAUUUGAACUCUAUAAACAAGGUGCUACCUACAUCAAUGACAUUAUUAUUUUAACUCAUGUGAAUCAUGGUGAAUAAGUCCUCUGGAAAAAAAUACAUCAAGUCCAUUUAUCAACUCUGUAGAAAAGCAGUUUACCAUGUACAUCAUUAUUUAACAUGUUUAACACAAAAGUAUGGUGAAGUGUUUUGUCCUCUGUAAAAAUACAUGUACCUAGGGUCCAUUUUUCAGCAGACUAGAAAUGUUAUUGACCUUAAAAUCUGAUAGUAAAGAUACUUAAGAAAGAGUCCAUUUUUCAGCAGGUUGACUUGAUUUUUUUCCCCGGAUAAUACGACUUACAAUUCUAUUGAAAAUGUGUGAUCUGUUUUUUGAUGACUCUGAAGAUUGGUUGUAUUGUUGUAAGCAGGGUUUCCCCUGGGUCAAUUAUUUUUUUCGCCACCUCUUUCGCCAAAACAAUAUAUUUUUCGCCACUUUAUUAUUUUUUUCGCCAAAUAUAUUUUUCCUUUAAAAUUUUCUUUUUUUCCAGCACCCCCCCCCCCCCCC